AGUGGCGGGGUAAGCGCUGUGGUUUGACGCUGUCACCGCCGCUCUCACGAUGAGCCGUACCGGGGGGAUCCUCGGCUGCGGCCGGCGUCUUUCUGCGCUCGGGAUCUUGCCGAUCAAGGGUCCUCUAGCUGGUAUCAAGCGGCUUCUUUCCACAGCCGAGUUCAGACCUAGAAUAUGUAUUGUAGGCAGUGGACCAGCUGGAUUCUACACAGCACAACAUCUCCUGAAGCAUCACAAACAGACUCAGGUGGAUAUUUAUGAGAAGUUGCCAGUUCCGUUUGGCUUGGUUCGUUUUGGAGUGGCUCCUGAUCACCCAGAAGUCAAGAACGUGAUCAACACAUUUAUCCAGACAGCCCACUCUGACCGCUGCUCCUUUUCUGGGAAUGUGACUGUGGGGAAGGAUGUAACUGUGGAGGAGCUGCAGGCGGCCUAUCAUGCAGUGGUCUUGUGUUAUGGCGCUGAGGACAACAGGACGCUUGGAAUUCCUGGGGAGGACCUUGAAGGCGUCUACACAGCGAGAACAUUUGUAGGAUGGUACAAUGGCUUACCGGAGAACAGAAAUCUGAAGCCAGACUUGAACAGUGAGACAGCAGUCAUCCUAGGUCAUGGGAAUGUGGCGCUGGACAUUGCACGGAUUCUCCUAUCGCCUCUUGAAAUUCUUCGGAAAACUGACAUCACUGAAGAGUCCUUCUCAGCCUUGGCCAGCAGUAAAGUCAGACGGGUGUAUCUUAUUGGCAGAAGGGGUCCCCUCCAGGUGGCUUUCACCAUAAAGGAGCUGCGGGAAAUGAUCAACCUACUCAGCGUUAGACCUUUCCUGGAUCCUGCAGAUUUCAGAGAUCUUGGCGAUGCCAUUAAAGACAUCCCAAGACCAAGGAAACGCCUGACUGAGUUGAUGACCAAAACAGCUCUGGAAGAACCACCUGAGGAAGUGGGUGGCCGCUGGGCUUCAGCAUCCAAAGAGUGGAGAUUGAAGUUUCUGCGCAGUCCACUGGAAGUGUUACCUACCAUGGAUGGAAAGAGAGCAAGAGCGAUCCAGUUAGCUGUCAACAGGUUGGAAGGGGCAGGAGAUUCUGUGAAAGCAGUUCCCACUGGAGAAAUCGAGGAACUAAGGUCUGGCCUGAUUUUUAGCAGCAUUGGAUACAAAAGCCUCCCAAUAGAUCCUGCAGUACCCUUUGACAGCAAGCGAGGUCUCAUUCCCAACAAUUCAGGCAGAGUUCUUGGGGCACCAGGGCUCUAUUGCAGUGGCUGGGUAAAGAGGGGACCCACAGGUGUAAUCAUCACAACUAUGAAUGACAGCUUUGACACAGCCCAGUCUGUGCUGGAAGACCUGCAGUCUGGUGCCUUGCAGCUCUCCAGUGCCAAGGAAGGCUUUGAUUUAGUGAGCCAGAUCCUUCAAUCCCGAGGGGUCCACCCUGUUUCCUUUUCGGAUUGGGAGAAGAUUGAUGCUGUUGAAGUGACACGAGGCAAAUUGGCCGGAAAGACUCGGGAGAAAAUAGUCGAUCAGGAGGAAAUGCUAGAAUUGAUUGGACAAUGAGACUGGACUUGCCCAAGAUUAUUAACACAAUGCUCCUGCACAAUUCAAAGGUUGCAACAGAUUGUGCAGUUCCCUUUCAUUGCUCUACAGAUAUACCACUAACAAUAUCUGAUGGUUUUGAAUGUCUACAUUGGUUGGGGAUACCAAAAGCUUGUUGCUGUCCCAAGCGAUGGAUUUCAUCUAUAGUCUGGUGCAUCCAUUGUGUUUUUUGAACUGGGGAGCUCUCCGUUACUUUGAAGAUGCUCUAGGCAGCUCUCAUACAGGAGCAGUUCUCUCUUUAGCUUGAUCCCUGUAGAAAAGCGGAGGAGGAGCAGAUAAAGUCUUUCGAGGUUUCAUUUUCAGGGAUUUAUCAACUGGUGUAAGUGCAGAUGCCUUUGCAAAGAUUUGAGAUUUGUUUUGUAGGCUAGAAUGGGGAUUGAGAGUGGUGGUCCUGUUUUGUUUUAUUCCGAUCUCAACUCCACAUAUACAAACCAGUUGAAGAAACUUCUAGACAUGAUUUCCACCACAAUUCCUCUUGUCACUGCAUUUCUACUGGACUUUUGUCAUUAGAUCUGAUGCCAGGACAGCCUUCUUAGAAGAGUCACAAUUAAAUUCAUACAACAUUCCACACAAGUUUGUCAGCCUUACAAACGCUUGAAGUAAAUUAAAUAAAUGAAUACAAUUUGUAGGUUGCUUUGAACAUUCUGGAUGUAAAGGUAAAAAUCAGUGUUACUCUAGAGCCGUGAUGGCGAACCUAUGGCACGCAUGCCACAGGUGGCACACAUAGCCAUAUCAGUGGGCAUGUGAGCUUAGCUCUGCUGAUUUUCAGGCCUUCUGGGCCCACCAGAAGUAGGGAAACAGGCUCUGCUGCCUCCAGAGGGCCUCAGGAGGUGGUGGGGAAGGCCCAUUUUUUGCUGUCCCCAGCCUCCAGAGCCUCUCUAGGAGUCUGCAGAGGGCGAAAACAGCCUUCCCUAACCCCCCAGAGAUCCUCCGGAGGCUGGAAAUGGCCCAUUUGCCAACAGGAAGUUGGCAAACGAGCCAUUUCGACCUCUGUAGGACUUCCGGGGGUGGGUGGGCGAGGAAGGCCGUUUUCGCCCUCCCCAGAUUCCUAGAAAGGCUCUGGACGCAGGUAAGAGAGAAAUACGGGGCUACCGGGCCAUCACGUGCCAGGAGAGGGGGGAGGGGGCAUCACGCACGCAUGCGCAGGGGCGGACCACAUAAAAUUAUGGGUGUGGGCACACACACGUGUGACCCCCCUCCCCCCCAGCACGCAAUGGCAAAAAUGUUAGCCAUCACUGCUCUAGAGGAAAGGGGAAGAUAAAUUUGGACUUAGUAAUCAUGAGGAUUAAGUCAGAGAGGAAAGGCAAUAUCAGUCACUUUUCUUAUUAGCUCGGGAAUUCUUUCCUGCUCAAAUCCUGACUUUGCUGUCCAAUUGUGUAUUGUAUAAUCAUUUUUAAAAAUAAAGCUCUUUCUCAAAUGGUGAACCUGGGUCAGCAGUCUAGACUUCAGUUUGAUGCCAAUCAUAAAUCUUUUAGUCACAACAUAUGCUGUUUAUUCUACUGCUCUUGCAAUUUAAGGAGAAAGAAAAUGCAGAGCUGGGCUUCACACAGUUGACUGAUUCUUGCCAGAUUCCUGUGCACACUAAUUUUUGAUAAGUGCUGGGAAAUCAAAGGAAAUAGCUUCUUUUUUCUAGAAAUUCAAACUGAAGUUGGGUUACUGUUAACAGAUAAAGUAGCAUACAUGUGUAUGUAAUAAGCUCACUCCUAAGGAAUAGCAUGAGAGAAAAUUCAAUGAACUAUAACAGUCCAUUCCACUACUGCAAAUAUGAAUGUAAAAGUUGUAAAAGUUUUGGAAUGUAACUGAAGAGAGUGUGAUUUCACAUCUUUCCCCACUUCUUCUUUGUCUAAAAAUGGUUCCACAUCAAGAAGCAACCAUUUCCAUCCAUUCUAGUUCAGCUACUUCUAAAUUGCAGCAAUUAAGACAUGGCAGGAUAUUUUUUUAUUUAUUCAUAUUGGAAAUUCAAUUUGAAGCUUGAGUUUAAUCCUCAUGCUGGAAGCAGUAUCGAAGAGCAGAAAGGCAGUCUUUUGGGCCUCCAACCUUGCACAUUUGAGAUAGUUGAAUAUUAUAUAUAUAUAUCUACUCAAUGGACUUAAAACCUUUGAACUGUCCUUAUAUUACUAGUUGGGGCCCUCUGGCCAUCCCGAAAACCUGGGUGCCCUCUCCUUCCAAGAUGAAAUUCCUAUGGUCCAUCAACUUUCUUGUUCUGAAUGUUCAUUAGGUGGCGCCAUGAGGCCACACUAUUACUUACAGCCAGCAAGAAAGUUAGACGGCUUCUAAAAAGUUUGUGGGAAUUUCUGAAGUUUACUUAAAAGUCUGCCUUCCUGCAACCUGAUGUCCUCCAGAUGUCUUGGACUUCUAACUUCUAUAAUCUCUUGUUAGUAUGAUUUUUGGAACCAGGAAGGCACAAGUUUGGAGGCUGAUUGACCCACUAUAGAGUCUUGAAAAAUCCAGCCUGGCUGUUAAGGGCAACGUUUGGUCUUCAAGCUGCUUUCUGAUUAUAGUUCCUGAUACUGGAAUGAGGAUUCUGCUUUCCUUAUCUAUUGCCAUAUUGAUGGUGCUUCUAGCUUCCUGAAGUGUACCAAAUUGAAAAAACAGAGGUAAGGAAGAUGAGCAAGGGUCUUGAGGGAUUAAUGUUGGACAUUUCUCCAUUUGAAAUUUACAGCGGAACUGAUGACCUCCAUCUUCCUCCUGGGUUAUAUUUAUUUAUUUAUUGGUUCGAUUUAUAUGCCGCCCUUGUCCGGAGACUCAGGGUGGCUUACAAUGGGUUAAGCAAUAGCCUUCAUACUUUUGUAUACCUGCUUAGUAGGGCUUUCAUCCCCCCCUAAGCGGUGUUCUUUUUUAUACAAAGUCAGUUUAUUGCCCCCACAAACCGGGUCCUCAUUUUACUUACCUCGAAAGGAUGGAAGGCUAAGUCAACCUUGAGCCUGGUGAGAUUUGAACUUGCAGUAAUUGCAGGCAGCUGGUGUUACUUAACAGUGCUUUAGUCUGCUGCGCCACCAAGGCUCUUGACUCUCAUUUCAUUCUCUUCUUCUUAAACAAUCUUAAGUCACCAUUUUGUGUACUGAAAUAUAAAUAGCCUCUCCCUCCUCAAUUUUACAUUGUUCCCUGCACACUUCAA
Messenger RNA from Pantherophis guttatus, 4691 nucleotides. It is a transcript of the gene FDXR, whose product is annotated as ferredoxin reductase. Gene Ontology annotation, molecular function: oxidoreductase activity. NCBI's taxonomy places the organism in Eukaryota, Metazoa, Chordata, Lepidosauria, Squamata, Colubridae. The record is from RefSeq and is a predicted model, not a curated record.